AUGGCUGGUAUUAUGGCUGGUCUGUCUCGUAUGUUCUUGGAGUGCAUGGAGUUCAUCGGUUUUGCCGGAGGAGUGCCCGAAGUGCUAGGCAUUAUCGAGUACUUCACCUUCAUGGAAAAGCCCGCCUAUAUAUUGGCCUUUUGGCUCGAACCCCUCAUUGCCACAGGCCUGCUGCUCUACGGUGAACACCAGCGGAUAGCAAAGGAUGACAAGGAAGUCAAAGAGUUGACGGACAAGGCUAGAGAGGCGGGCAUCAUAGGCCCGAAUGAUCAACUGCCCGGCAUGCCCGGCGGCCCGCCCAACAUGUUUGCAACCUUUUCUACCAACGAAGGCCGCCGCACUCAGGAAAACAUUCUUGCAAAAUCUUUUCCCGAGGAAAGAAUCAAAGCCAGUGUUGAGGCCUGUCGAUCUUGCAAGUCCAAGUGCGUGCCGGCUGGCAACGUCACAUUUCCCGCUUCAAAUGAGACCGUCGUAUGCUUCACUGGCUGUCUCAACAGUCGCCCAAUCCCGGAGUCGUUCCUCCGGCGUAGAGUGGUUCAAGGCGACGGCCCACUGGUUGAGGUGGCCACCAACCACACUGCUGGCGCCGACCAGACUCAAAGCAUCAACAUUGCGAUACCUGCUCACAUUGCCCCCAGGGCAUUCGUGACCGUCACCGUCACUGCCACGCCCACGUCCACCACUACGACCAGCGUCCAGGCUCGCGACGAACACCCGGAUCGUCUCCCGGCCCUUCAGACGGACAAUGUGUUCAUUGACGCCGUACCUGGGCACAGCGGCGGCUUUGCCGGUCCUGGCGGUAUUGAUAUUGAUCAUGGCCAUGUAGAGCCACGACAAAUCUCAGAUUUGUCGCUCACGUCGGCCAUUAUGCCCAUAACUUUCAGUACACUCACUUAUGCAAUGCCGACUACUGUCAGCGUCGCCCCAUAUGCGGGUUUGCCUUUCUGA
This is a messenger RNA of Pestalotiopsis fici W106-1, 948 nucleotides long. RefSeq lists its product as uncharacterized. The transcript has 2 exons. The record is from RefSeq and is a predicted model, not a curated record. Bases 1 to 948 code for a protein of 315 amino acids. Lineage: Eukaryota; Fungi; Ascomycota; Sordariomycetes; Amphisphaeriales; Sporocadaceae.